GAAACAAAUUGACUUUAAUUAAGCAUUAUGCAAAGCGCCAAUCUCUCAGAGCGCUAAUCCGCAAAGUUUGCCUCAAUUGCGGUUCCAGCACCUAAAUUAGUCGAGCAGCGACACUCAGCCCGUUCACUUGCAACAUGAGGAGCGACGAGAUCAUCGAGAAGAUUCGCAACAAGUUGAAGGAAUCGGAUCCUGCCCGGCGCACCGUCGUUAACACGUUUCAGUUCAACUUCACCGACGUGGAUGGUAAUCUCAUCAAGAGCAUGGUCUUUGAUUUCAAAGCAUUGGACAUCUACGAGGGGAGUGCUUCCGGUGUCGAUGCGCAGGUCACCAUUUCCGAUGAGGACUUUUACUUGGUGGGCACUAAACAAAAGACUUUCCAGGAGGUGUUGCAGCAGGAGAAGGCCAAGAUCGAUGGCGAUGAGGAGGCCAUCAAUAAAAUGCUGGAGAAGUUUCGCAUAAAUUCUCAAAACUAGCUCAGCGACACGAUGUAAUGAUGCAUGCAUUUCGUUUAUUAUAUAAUACACCUUACAUUUAUUCGUA
Messenger RNA from Drosophila santomea, 540 nucleotides. RefSeq lists its product as uncharacterized. The record is from RefSeq and is a predicted model, not a curated record. Bases 135 to 473 code for a protein of 112 amino acids. The transcript has 2 exons. NCBI's taxonomy places the organism in Eukaryota, Metazoa, Arthropoda, Insecta, Diptera, Drosophilidae. Gene Ontology annotation, cellular component: cytosol.